GGUUUUGGUUGGCGUCUCUGUUGUGUUGAGCCCACAGCCAUGAGUCCUCGUUCACUAGUUAUCCGUGUCAUCAUAUCAAUCUUCGGUUAAUCUAAUUUUUUUUAUCUACAAUAUAUUACAAGGGAAGGACGAGAAGGGGAAGGAAUUAUGCACAGCUGAUCCCAGGCCUGUAGAGAGAAGCACACGCUGUAGUUGCUUAUACAAUAGUCAUCAUGGCAAGCGCAUUGUUCCUGAGGGCAGCUUGUGUCAUGUUGUUCAUCACUGCAUGUGUGUCUGGUUGCGACAGAGCACUCUAUGAGAGAAUCAUCGACGACUUCUGCCUGGCUAAGUUCAAGUCAGACAUGGGCGCAGUGGACCAACGUCUGUGGUGCAGCUGGCCGGACACCACACAUAUCUACGAGGGGCUGACUAACUGCACCUACCAAGUGGCACUGAGGAUGGACUGCUUCUGGCCCGGUCACACAGUCGAUCACUUCUUUGUGAGGAUCCACCGUAAUUACUUUCAUGACUGCCAGCUGACCGGCCGGCUCAUCCACGACCCGGCGCCCAGUGUCCUUGCUCCAUUCGUUGGUGUGCCGAUAUUGGUCACCUUGCUUGUGACAGCCCUGGUGGUGUGGAGAAGUAAACAUACAGAGGGCAUUCUAUAGGGACAACCUUAAUUUCUGGACAGUUUCUGGACCCUUUAUUUCUCCACCGGGUGGUACAGUAGAGUGUGCCACAGUACGGUUUAGAAUUUAUUCUGGUGAGGUGUAUCAGCUACAUACUCUAAGUGGUGUGCUAACAUAGCAACUCACCACAGUCUAAGAAUUACCGUACCUUUUUUUUCUUGUCUUAUUACCAUUCCAUUGAUUCUGUGUGCAUGUGUGUAGCUCUGUCCUUAGAGGCAAUUCACCACUGCACCAAUGAAAUACAACUCUAGACAAUGGAAACUGGAAAAAAAAUGUGUUGUCAAACAAACUGUCCUCCUUGGUUGACUCAAGACUUUAACUAAACAACAAGUGUGUGCUAUUUUGCAGGCUGUCAACUGGUGCAUUCUCAUGCUCAUCAAAUGUAGAAAGCAGUACCGUGAGUGAUGGUUCCAAAGUAAUUUUACACACAAUAAAAGCAAGAAAAAU
This is a messenger RNA of Hippocampus zosterae (dwarf seahorse), 1115 nucleotides long. Its product is annotated as receptor activity-modifying protein 1-like. Bases 213 to 647 code for a protein of 144 amino acids. Gene Ontology annotation, biological process: calcium ion transport; receptor internalization; regulation of G protein-coupled receptor signaling pathway. The transcript is spliced from 3 exons. The record is from RefSeq and is a predicted model, not a curated record. Gene Ontology annotation, cellular component: membrane; signaling receptor complex; cell surface. NCBI's taxonomy places the organism in Eukaryota, Metazoa, Chordata, Actinopteri, Syngnathiformes, Syngnathidae. Gene Ontology annotation, molecular function: coreceptor activity.